Molecule: messenger RNA, 3003 nt
Organism: Cydia fagiglandana
Lineage: Eukaryota; Metazoa; Arthropoda; Insecta; Lepidoptera; Tortricidae
Exons: 1
Coding region: 1-2985 (994 amino acids)
Source: RefSeq, a predicted model, not a curated record
AUGAAUAGACAAAGAAACAACUUGGGUACAACGGCUAGGGCGUCGCCGCAUAACGACGCGCAGGCACAUCGCCCUACACCUGUGACAAGUGGGCUAGGGCUACCGAGUCAAGUACGGGCUCGGCUAAAGACGCUAGUACCCAGAAAGCUCCGCUUUGCAAGUUGGAUCAUAGGAACGCUCACAGGACGCUGCACUGAGUUGGCCGAUGUACUGACUAGGCGCAGAGUACACGCUGCGUUUCUGCAAGAAACUCGCUGGAAGGGAAACAAGUCGCGUGAUAUAGGCCAAGGGUAUAAGUUAUUAUACUCUGGCUCUCCUUCAGGAAGAAAUGGGGUUGCUGUAGUUUUGUCUGAAGAAUUCCAAAAUGGCCAUUUAGAGGUCGACAGGAUCGAUGACAGACUCCUCCGGGUGAAGGUCCUGAUUGAAGGUAAUGUUACCAAUUUAAUCAGUGCCUACACUCCGCAGGCUGGUUGUCAUGAGUCUGAGAAGGAGGCAUUUUGGAAUAAGUUUGAAGACUUACUACAGCGCGUACCUCGUUCCGAGUGGAUAGUUGUGGGUGGAGAUCUGAAUGGCCACGUGGGUGAGAUGUCAGAGGAGUUUGAACGUGUUCAUGGUGGCUACGGCUACGGUCGCGCUAAUGCAGAAGGAGACUCUAUUAUCCGGGCUUGCCAUUUGGCUGACCUAGCUAUCGUCAACACGUUCUUCGAAAAGAAACCUCAGCAUCUCAUCACGUACAGAAGCGGACAGCACUGCACUCAAAUUGACUAUUUGCUCAUAAGGAGAUGCCAAAUCGGUAAAGUAUCGAACUGCAAAGUCAUUCCCGGGGAAUGUCUCACCGCACAACACCGCAUUCUUGUCAUGGACUUGCUGGUAGUACCUAAAAAGAAAAUACCCGAGCGACGCAUUGCAAGAACUCGCUGGUGGCGUCUGAAUGGACCCGAAGAAAGUGACUUCCAAAAAGCCGCGAUAGGCAUAGACCUAAGUGCUGGCCCGCUAGAUUCAGUGGAUGCUUACUGGAAUCGGAUCCAAGCGGAAAUCACUGGCGUAGGUAAGCGUGUGUUGGGAAUUUCAAAGGGAGGCCGCGUCAUCGACAAAGAGACAUGGUGGUGGGAUGACUCAGUUCAGGAGGCGAUUCUGGAGAAGAAGAAAAGAUUCAGAGAAUGGCAACAGUCUGAAUCACCUGAAGACAAAACCGCGUACCAAUCUGCCAAGUUCGCCGCAAAGCGAGCGGUAGCUAUAGCCAGACAUCGUAAGAUGUCUCCUUUGUAUGAAAAACUAGAAUCAAGGGAGGGCCAGAAAACCAUCUUCAAGAUAGCUGCAGCUCGAGACAAAGCCACACAAGACAUAGCCAAAUGUCUCUGUGUAAAAGAUUCUACUGGCAACUUGCUGUGGGACGCGGUAGAAGUGAAAGAGAGGUGGCGGGAGUACUUCCAUGAAUUACUGAACACCGAACACUCAGUUGGUUCUCCUCCUCCAGAGUUGCCAUCUAAUUGCGGACUUAUAAGCCCCAUCACCAGAUACGAGGUUCGCAGAUGUCUUCGCGGUAUGAAAAACCGGAAAGCUGUGGGCCCCGACGACUUGCCGAUAGAAGCGUGGAAAGCGAUAGGCGAUCAUGGUGUUGACCUAUUAACUGACCUUUUUAACCUCAUACUAACUAGCCGACGGAUGCCCGAUUCUUGGAGAUCAAGCAUCAUCUGUCCAAUUUUUAAAGGCAAGGGUAGUGUACAAGACUGCGGAAGCUACCGAGGAAUUAAGGUUAUGUGUCACACCAUGAAGCUCUUCGAACGCAUUAUCGACUCGAGGCUGCGGCAAGAGUGCACUGUCUCGGACUGUCAAUACGGAUUUCGACCUGGAAGUGGCACGAUUGAUCCGAUAUUUGCCCUCAGAACUCUGACCGAAACUUAUAGGGAUAAAAGAAAGCCCCUUUACAUGGCCUUUCUUGACCUGCAAAAGGCUUUCGAUUGUAUCCCACGUCAGAUGAUCUGGUGGGCACUGAAGGUGAAGAACGUGCCACAAGUCUACAUUGACAUUAUCCGAGACAUGUACCGCGAUUCGGUUUCUCUGGUAAGGACCUCCGUUGGCGACACAAAACCUUUCCCGAUUACAGUUGGUGUUCAUCAAGGCUCCGCUCUGAGCCCCUUUCUGUUCAGUGUGGUGCUUGACGCUGUCACGGCAGAGAUACAAAACCCACCGCCGUGGUUGCUCAUGUAUGCAGACGACAUCGCACUGACAGACGAGGACAAACAGGUAUUGGAGCGAAAGGUGAACCAGUGGAAGGGGUCGCUAGAAAACGGAGGUCUGAAGCUAAAUGUCGCGAAGACCGAAUACAUGGCCUGCGGAAGUACGGAUUCCACUCCCAUAAACAUAGGGAACGAACCUGCCGUGAAAACGGACAAGUUUAAGUACCUGGGAUCAGUACUGCAUGAGUCCGGGAUCAUUGAUCACGACAUCCGAGCCCGAAUCAGCGCGGCUUGGUCUAAAUGGCGGGAGGUCACAGGAGUCAUCUGCGACCGCAGAAUACCGCUUAGACUCAAAGGGCUAGUGUAUAAGUGCAUUAUCCGUCCAGUCCUACUUUAUGGCGCCGAGACGUGGCCGGUUCUUGGAAGGCAUGUUCAGGAGCUUCGCGUUACUGAGAUGAAGAUGCUGCGAUGGAUGUGCGGCGUUACGCGCGCUGACCGCAUCCGUAACGAGUACAUCCGUGGCAGCCUCGCAGUCCGUGACGUAGCGGAGAAGCUCCAAGAAUGUCGCCUCCGGUGGUUCGGCCACGUUUGCCGCAGGCCAGCUGACUACGUAGGAAACAUAUGCCUUAACCUAGCCCUUGACGGCCCCCGACCCCGCGGCAGACCAAAAAAGCGAUGGCUCGAUGUCGUGAAAGCAGAUAUGAGCGUGAACGGGCUCACACGAGACGACGCCCAGGAUCGCGCAAAGUGGAGGAAAGCAAGUAGGAAAGCGGACCCUGGCAAAGGCCGGGAUAACGCUAGGUAGAAGAAGAAGAAGAAUAGA